AUGAUUGAUUUAUCUAAUAUUCGAUAUUGCUCAACCUUUAAUGAUUUCAAAUUCAGUCAUAGAGGUAAAGAUUAUUUUGUGAAUAGUUUCCUUUUAUGCACAGUUUCUCCAUUUGUUCAUAGAAUUUUCGAAGAAGGAAAUUUCAAUAACGAAUUAGAAAUACCACCGGUUGAAGGUGAUUUCAAUGAGUUCAUCAAUGCACUUUAUGGCCAAAAAAUAAGAAUAGAUUCUCAUAAUUGCAGAUUUCUUCAUUUUAUUUCAAAAUUUCUACAUAUAACACAACUUGAAACAGUUACAGAGAAAGUGUGUGAAGAAACAAAUACUUUUGAGAAUAAUUUUAGAUGGGCAAUUCAACUUUUUAAUGCAAACCAACAAAGAGACGAAAUAAUUAAUAAAUUGAGUUAUAAUUUACGAAAUAACUUGCAGAAUCCAUGCCUAUUCGAAGCACCACCAGGUUUAAUUUUAGAAAUUUUAAAUUCCAAAUUUUUACAAAUCGAUCAAGGAGGAAAAUUACAACUAGUUGACAAUUUAAUACAAUAUGAUUCAGCAAAAUAUCAAAGUUUAUCUACGUUUUCCUAUUCAAAAUCGUUCUUAUUAAAACAAUUUACAGAAAAACCUUUUGAUUUAAACAAAAUACGUUCAAAUGUUAUUAGAAACGUUCAAUACUUUGUAAGUAAUGAUAAAAGUAAGAGAAUCGUGUUUUCUCCUCAACCAUCGAAUUUAUUUAAUGGAAUCUUAAGAAGUAAGACACCAUUCAUCUUAGGAUCAUCUGACACUCUAGGAAAAGAGUUCGAUAUCUCCAAUAUUUCUAAAGAAAAAAGCGGAGAAAACAUUUUUUGUUCAAAAUCAGAGAAAAAUCCAUUUUUUAUCAUCAAAUUCCAAACUGUUAAGUUUCAGUUGACUCAUUAUGCCAUUAAAUCUUCUGCUUUUGGAAAUCUCAGUUUUUGUCCAAAAAGUUGGAAAUUGGAGGUCAGAACUUCAUCAAAUUCAUGGACUCAAAUAGACAUAGUUGAAAAUGAUAAUUCUUUGUAUGGAUCAGGCUUCCAAUCGAUAUUUGACAUAAAAUUUUCGAUUUCUCCGAUGUCAGAGUUUAGAUUUACUCAACUUGACUCACACCAUAAUACCAAUAAGAGUUUGAUGAUAGAUUUAUUCGAAAUGUAUGGAAUUGCUUUCGAAAAUCCAAAAAGAUUGAUUAACUAA
Trichomonas vaginalis G3 is the source of this 1200-nucleotide messenger RNA. Its product is annotated as Potassium Channel Kv1.1, Chain A domain-containing protein. NCBI's taxonomy places the organism in Eukaryota, Parabasalia, Trichomonadida, Trichomonadidae. The transcript has a single exon. The coding region runs from base 1 to 1200 and encodes 399 amino acids. The record is from RefSeq and is a predicted model, not a curated record. Gene Ontology annotation, molecular function: protein binding.